CAUCUGUGAAUUCUUCUUCUUCUUCUUCAUCGGAAGAAGAAUCCACAAACUUAUCUCAUCUGCAAAAAAUUAAUUGUGCUUCCCCAUGGAUUUGUCGCUUUUGUUGCCAUAACAGAGCUGGGAAAUUUCUGGGGGAGCAGAUAAAUUCAGAGUAGCAAUGUCAUUGAAGAAUAUAGUAAAAGAGUUUAGGGUGAAGAACAAAUGCAAAGCAAUUGGUAGACGAGGGAGGUCACAUAUUGCACCAGAAGGAUCAUCAGUGUCUUCUUCUUUAUCAACUAAUGAAAGUUUAAAUCAGAGUAUUUGGGUUGAUUUGCCUCCAGAGUUACUUCUUGAUAUAAUCCAUAGGAUUGAGUCUGGACAGACUUUAUGGCCUGCGAGGAGAGAUGUCGUUGCUUGUGCUUCGGUUUGUAGGUCUUGGAGGGAGAUGACUAAAGAAGUUGUUAAAGUUCCUGAGGUCUCUGGUUUGCUUACGUUUCCGAUUUCUUUAAGACAGCCUGGUCCUAGAGAUGAUCCAAUUCAAUGCUUUAUUAAACGGGAAAGAGCUACGGGGAUAUACCGUCUCUAUCUUGGUUUAAGCCCUGCUCUUUCUGGUGAUAAGAGUAAGCUGUUGUUAUCUGCAAAGAGAGUCAGGAGAGCGACGGGUGCGGAGUUUGUUGUAUCCUUAUCGGGAAAUGACUUCUCAAGAAGUAGUAGUAAUUACAUAGGAAAACUGAGAUCCAAUUUCCUGGGAACCAAGUUCACAGUCUACGAAAACCAACCUCCUCCGUUUAACCGGAAACUCCCACCAUCAAUGCAAGUGUCUCCAUGGGUAUCGUCGUCAUCUAGUAGUUACAACAUAGCUUCCAUCUUGUAUGAGCUGAAUGUUCUAAGAACCAGAGGUCCAAGAAGAAUGCAAUGUAUAAUGCACAGUAUCCCGAUUUCGGCAAUUCAAGAAGGCGGCAAAAUCCAGUCGCCAACCGACUUCAUAAACCAAGGAAAGAAGAAGAAGAAGCAGCUGAUGGAUUUCUGCUCAGGGAACCUGGGAGGAGAAUCUAUUGUAAAAGAACCAUUAAUUCUGAAAAACAAAUCUCCGAGAUGGCACGAACAGCUCCAAUGCUGGUGUCUCAACUUCAAAGGUCGAGUCACAGUUGCCUCGGUGAAAAACUUCCAGCUAGUGGCAGCUGCUGCAGAAGCAGGGAAGAACAUGAACAUUCCAGAAGAGGAACAAGAGAGAGUGAUAUUACAGUUUGGGAAGAUAGGCAAAGACAUUUUCACAAUGGAUUAUCGUUACCCGAUCUCUGCAUUCCAAGCUUUUGCCAUUUGUUUAAGCAGCUUCGACACGAAGCCGGUCUGCGAAUGAAGCAAAUAUAUCAUAUCAAUUAUAUUCUUCUAUUUGCAGUUUGUGUGGUUUAAUCAAUGUACAUACUUUUCCCUCUUGGAGCAAUCAAACAAUCAGAUCUUU
This is a messenger RNA of Arabidopsis arenosa, 1441 nucleotides long. The record is from the annotation of a GenBank genome assembly. Lineage: Eukaryota; Viridiplantae; Streptophyta; Magnoliopsida; Brassicales; Brassicaceae.